Messenger RNA from Ceratotherium simum simum (southern white rhinoceros), 1709 nucleotides. The record is from RefSeq and is a predicted model, not a curated record. Lineage: Eukaryota; Metazoa; Chordata; Mammalia; Perissodactyla; Rhinocerotidae.
AUGACGUCACUGCGACGGCGGCGCACCGCCCUAGGGGGCGGGGCCGGGCGCGAGGCCACGCCCCUCUGUGAACGUUCUGCGCAGGCGCGGCCGCGACCCUUUGUCCCUGAACCCGCCUUUUCAUUGUUCCCGGCGGGCACUUGCUCAGUCCUGUAUCUCGCCCCCUCGCAGGUGGCUCCACGUCCCGCGGUGGCCGCGGGCGCCCUGCUGCCCUGCCCGAUGUCCCGGCGGGACUUCCUCAGGGCCUCGCACUUCGCGCUGGGGCCCGACCCGCGGCUGCACAUGGGCACCAUGCGCUCCUCGUCGCACCGGGACUUCCCGGCCUACCCGGGCGCCCCCCGCACGCUGCGGAGCCAGCAGCCGCCCCGCGCGCCCCUCUUCCAACGGGACGCGCGCUGGGCGGGCGAGGAGCGCGUGUCCGAGGCGCACUGCGCCUUCGCGCCACCGCCACGGUCCUCGCUGUUGGGGGAGCAGGAGCGAGCGCGGGAGCGCACGCUAGCCAUGCGGGCCAGCCACCUACACGUGCACGCGGACGCGCGCGCCCGCACCAGCCUCGCCACCACGCGCGCCGACUUCCGCUGGCCCGAGCUUUCGCCGCGCGCCCUCGAGCAGAUCCGCAGCGCGCGCCUCAUCUUCGACCGCGGCUCGGUGCCGACCGGCGACCGCUCCCAGCUGGGCAUCCCGCCCACCACUCACCAGGCGCUCUUCCCGCCCUACGACGCGUGCCUGCAGCCCCGCGCGCCCUGCAGCCACCUCGAAGGCCCCAACCGCCUCAGGUGGGACCACAGGAGACAGGACGAUGGGACCUCCUACCAGAGAGAGUUCCAGGCCCUGCCGGGCCCACCUGCCUUGAUGUCUAAGAGGGCCUCCAGCAGCGUGGAACUGGGAGACUUCAAGAUUGGCUAUGGUCCCAUGUGUUCGGAGCAGAAACAAGCCUACAGGCCCCAGGGUCUGCCCUCAGACAGGUAUGACAAGGCCCAGGCCUUGGCCCACAUCCACUAUGUGAACAUUCAUCCCGGAGACGGCGUCUUCCGGGACAGGACCACCAAGGCUGAGCACUUCUACGCCCAGGAGCCAGAGCCUUUUGUUCUUCACCACGACAAGACUCCACAGUCGCACAUCCUGGAAGGAAAUUGGUGCCCUGGCCCGGGCAGCCUCACCACCUCCAUGCAUUUCUUCCACGGCCAGCCGCCUCCCGCCACCAAGCCACCCUGCCGCCACGUGUCUCAGGAGAAAUUGCAGAGUCACGUGACCCUAGGGGAGCCUUCGCUGCUGGGACAGUUCUUCCGGACCUCCAUGGGCACGGACUAUUACCCGCCUGGGACGCCAAGGCUGCAGAAAGCCCCCAACCUCCACUUGCUGCAGAGCAACCUGCCCCGGGGCACCGGCGAACCAGAUUUCUUAACCAUGAACCAGAAGAUGCUGAAGCCGCACAGGGUAGCCCCGGCCUCCGCGACUGAAGAGAUGCUACAGCGGUGCAAACACAGCCACAUGGAGCCCCCGCUGGGCAGACAGCGCUUCUUCUCGACCCAAUAUGAAGACGAGUUUACCUUCAAGUACCAGCGCCCGGCAGGGCUGAGACUGAACAACUUCCAGGAGAGCCACGUGCCGCUGGGCUCCCCUAGCCAGUGGGGCUGUGGGGGUGGGAAGGUAGACCCUCAGGCACCCCAGACUCCUACCUACCCGUGCCCUAGCCAGCAAUAAACAGC